This is a messenger RNA of Saccostrea cuccullata (small rock oyster), 387 nucleotides long. Its product is annotated as protein unc-13 homolog C-like. Gene Ontology annotation, cellular component: ribonucleoprotein complex. The transcript has a single exon. Gene Ontology annotation, biological process: retrotransposition. Lineage: Eukaryota; Metazoa; Mollusca; Bivalvia; Ostreida; Ostreidae. Gene Ontology annotation, molecular function: single-stranded RNA binding. The record is from RefSeq and is a predicted model, not a curated record. The coding region runs from base 1 to 387 and encodes 128 amino acids.
AUGCGAGAAAAUUUACUAUUCUACGGAGUAGAUGAGGCACCAAAAGGGGAGCAAGAAAACUGUGAAGAUAUUGUUAAGAGAAUAUGCUCUGCCAAUUUAGAACUAGAGGACGACAUUCUAAUAGAAAGGGCACACAGAAUCGGCAGAAGAAACAACGUAAAACCACGCCCGAUUGUAGCAAAAUUCAACAGAUUCCCCCAGCGUGAACUCAUCCGCAAAAAUGCCUUCAAACUUAAAGGAACACAUCUGUCGAUCGGUGAACAAUUCCCGAAAGAAAUCCAGGAACGGAGGAAGGGCCUGUACCCCAUUUAUAAGAAGGCCAAGGAAGAUGAAAAAAGGCAUCCCUUGUUAAAGACAAACUUUACAUCGAUGGAGAGUUAUACAUAG